This is a messenger RNA of Ochotona curzoniae (black-lipped pika), 3910 nucleotides long. RefSeq names its product neuregulin 3 (gene NRG3). The transcript has 10 exons. Gene Ontology annotation, biological process: nervous system development; intracellular signal transduction; animal organ development. The record is from RefSeq and is a predicted model, not a curated record. The coding region runs from base 139 to 2337 and encodes 732 amino acids. Gene Ontology annotation, molecular function: chemorepellent activity. Lineage: Eukaryota; Metazoa; Chordata; Mammalia; Lagomorpha; Ochotonidae.
GAUUUGCAUGCGGCCGCGGCGGCCGCUGCCUGCGCCCUAGCCCGCCCGCCCGCCGGAGCCCGCGCCCGCGCCCGGCCCGCGCGGCCCCAUGCCUCUGGCGCGGCCCUCGGGGGGCGAAGGUGAAGACCGGCUCCUAGGAUGAGUGAAGGCGCGGCCGCUGCCUCGCCACCUGGUGCCGCUUCGGCAGCCGCCGCCUCAGCCGAGGAGGGCACCGCAGCAGCAGCAGCAGCGGCGGCGGCGGCGGCGGCGGCGGCAGCGGCGGGCGGGGGCCCGGACGGCGGCGGCGGCGAAGGGGCGGCCGAGCCCCCCCGGGAGUUACGCUGUAGCGACUGCAUCGUGUGGAACCGGCAGCAGACGUGGCUGUGUGUGGUGCCUCUGUUCAUCGGCUUCAUCGGCCUGGGGCUCAGCCUCAUGCUCCUCAAAUGGAUCGUGGUGGGCUCCGUCCAGGAGUACGUGCCCACAGACCUGGUGGACUCCAAGGGGAUGGGCCAGGACCCCUUCUUCCUCUCCAAGCCCAGCUCUUUUCCCAAGGCUAUGGAGACCACCACCGCCACCGCGGCCACCACGUCCCCCGCCACCCCCUCCGCCUCCUCCAGGACGCCCAACCGGAUUAGCACGCGCCUGACCACCGUCACGCGGGCACCCACUCGCUUCCCGGGCCACCGCGUGCCUAUCCGGGCCAGCCCGCGCUCCACCACGGCACGGAACACCGCGGGCCCCCCGACGGCCCUGUCCACUACGGCCCCUUUCUUCAGUAGCAGCGCGCCGGGCUCCCGACCGCCGGGGCCGGGUGUCCCCAGUACCCAGGCUAUGCCCUCCUGGCCCACUGCGGCAUAUGCUACCUCCUCCUACCUUCACGACUCCACUCCCGCCUGGACUCUGUCUCCCGUUCAGGAUGCUGUGUCCUCCUCCUCUUCCUCUUCUUCUACCACCGUCACUGCCACCACCACCACCACCACCACCACCGCACCAGAAACUAGCACCAGCCCCAAAUUCCAUACCACGACAUAUUCCACAGAGCGGUCAGAGCACUUCAAACCCUGCCGGGACAAGGACCUUGCAUACUGUCUCAAUGACGGCGAGUGCUUUGUGAUUGAAACCCUGACUGGAUCCCAUAAACACUGUCGGUGCAAAGAAGGCUACCAGGGAGUCCGUUGUGAUCAAUUUCUGCCGAAAACUGACUCCAUCUUAUCGGAUCCAACAGACCACUUGGGGAUUGAAUUCAUGGAGAGUGAAGACGUUUACCAACGGCAGGUGCUAUCGAUCUCAUGCAUCAUCUUUGGAAUUGUCAUCGUGGGUAUGUUCUGUGCUGCAUUCUACUUCAAAAGCAAGAAACAAGCUAAGCAAAUCCAAGAGCAGCUGAAAGAGCCACAAAAUGGUAAAAACUACAGUCUCAAAGAAUCCAGCACAAUGUCAAAGUCAGAGAGCCUGAUGAAAAGCCACGUGCAGCUGCAAAAUUACUCGAAGGCAGAAAGACAUCCUGUGACUGCGCUGGAGAAAAUGAUGGAGUCGAGUUUCACUGGCCCCCAGUCCUUCCCCGAGGUCCCUUCUGCUGACAGAGGAAACCAGUCUGCCAAACACCACAGGAGUCUCUCCUCGUGCUGCAGCCCAGGACCAAGGAGUGGGGUGCUCCACAGGAAUGCCUUCGGAAGGACCCCGCCUUCACCCCGCAGGAGGCUGGGUGGGAUGAUGGGACCAGCAUAUCAACAGCUAGAGGAAUCCAGGAUCCCAGACCAGGAUACGAUCCCUUGUCAAGGGAUAGAGGUCAGGAAGACUAUAUCCCACCUGCCUUUACAGCUGUGGUGUGUUGAAAGACCCCUGGACUUAAAGUAUUCAUCCAAUGGUUUAAAAACCCAACAAAAUGCAUCAAUAAAUAUGCAACUGCCUUCAAGAGAAACAAACCCCUAUUUUAAUAGCUUGGAUCAAAAGGACCUGCUGGGAUAUCCGUCUACAAGGGCCAGUUCUGUGCCCAUCAUCCCUUCAGUGGGUCUAGAAGAAACCUGCAUGCAAAUGCCAGGGAUUUCUGAAGUCAAAAGCAUCAAAUGGUGCAAAAACUCUUUCUCCGCUGACAUUGUCAAUGUGAGUAUCCCAGUCAGCGAUUGUCUUAUAGCAGAACAACAGGAAGUGAAAAUAUUGCUAGAAACUGUCCAGGAGCAGAUCCGAAUUCUGACUGAUGCCAGACGGUUGGAAGACUAUGAACUGGCCAGCGUAGAGACGGAGGACAGUGCAAGUGAAAACACAGCCUUUCUCCCCCUGAGUCCCACAGCCAAAUCAGAACGAGAGGCACAAUUUGUCUUAAGAAACGAAAUACAAAGAGACUCUGCAUUGACCAAGUGACUUGAGAAUCUGUGCAUUCUAUGCUUUGCUCAACAGGAAAGAGAGGAAAGUAAAUACAAAUUAUUUAUAUGCAUUAAUUUAAGAGCAUCUACUUAGAAGAAACCAAAUAGUCUAUCGCCCUCAUAUCAUAGUGUUUUUUAACAAAAUAUUUUUUUAAGGGGAAAGAAAUGUUUCAGGAGGGAUAAAGCUUCCGCUAAAGCUUUUGGGUAGAAUUCUGAAUCCUGUUUCAGUUAGUCCCAACACGGUCCUCCUCUUUGGCUCUUAAAAGAUGUGGGCAGUUGACUCCCUCGGUCCCGCAGUGCCAGUGUACUUCUUCAUCAGAAAGCCCUGGCAGAUAACCUAGUUCCUAGAGAUGAGCUGAAGCCUGGGGGUGGAUGUGCCAGUGAGCAGGUGGCUCUUGCCAUUUGGCUCACCCAUCCCAGCCCCUGACUUUCUCUUGAACCCUACAGCCACAUCCCAGGUUUUGUCAUGUCAAGAAAUGUAGUGUUUUGUAUUUGAUUUUUUGAAGAAUGGUACCAAGACUGAAAUGGAAAACAGGAGAGAGAAGAAGUAAUUGAGGCAAUCUUAACUAUGUGUUUGCCCUCUUCCUCUGAAAUGCGAAAGCGCAGAAUCUCAGAGGAAGAUACAAAAAAUGUUAUAGAGACAGAGAAAAAAAUUCCAACCACAAUGUUGUGUCACUAAAAUCAUGCUAAUAGAGAAUUUUUUCCCCUUUGGAAUUGUUUAAAGGCCCUGAAGGCAUGUUUCCAGUUUGUGUGUGUGUGUGUGUGUGUGUGUGUGUGUGUGUGUGUGUGUGUGUGUGUGUGUGAGCCCACUCACAUAUACUGUAUGCACAUGUGUUCAUUGUACACAUGUGUGUGCCUGUGUGUGUGUUUAUUAAGCUUGCUCAAAUUUGUUCUGAAACAUCAGGGAAUCUAAUAUUAAAAAAAAAAACCUUCCCUUCUAAAUCUGUUCCUUUUAAAUUUUCCCAUUAAACAUGAAGUUCAGUUAGUAAGUUCCUAAGUCGUGGUCACUUGCAUGGUGGGUUCCAUAAAACUCUUGAUAACAUCAAGCCCAUUUUCUGAUGUGAACACUUGUAAGAGGAACAACUAUUGAUUCUUUAAAGAAAAUCAGUCUCCCAAAGCAAAUUAUUCUUUGGAAUAAUUCCAAAUUUCUUUGGAAUCAUGCCUCCUUAAAAUAUUUACACAAGCCAAAUAUCCAAUUGACCGUUGCUAUUUCAUUCCCCACGCAUUUGUUUCACACCAGGUCUACUAUGUGUGGACCAAGGCAUUGGCUUCUGUGGUUAAUACGGAAAGAAUACAUUGCUGAAAUCACAAAGCCCCGACUGUUCAGUUCACAAGAAUCCCCAAAAGAACAGCAAAUGAUGUUGUGUGUUCAUUUGGAAUAAAGCAAUAUUUUUACCACUGAGGUGAACUGAACCCUUUCCUGAAGAUUUAACUGUCUGCUUCAUUUUCCUUUACCUUCACGGGGCAUUAAGGAAACCAGUGUCCACAUGUCCAGUCUUUUUUCAAGUAUCAGUGGCGUUGAGUUGUUAUGUUUACAUUGUUUUAAUAAAAAGUCACAGUAUUUGAAAGCA